AUGUUCAAAGCAAGCUUUCACUCGUCAGUACUGAAGAGCAGUAGUACCAUUCGUUUAACAACUGGUUUAAGAGGCAUCUCUUUAAAACCUGACUUCAAUAAACUAAAACUUAUUCCUCCACCUCCUGGAGGAGUGAAUGGUACAGUAAACGACAAGCUAAAAACGCCCAAUCCUGAUUUCUUUCACGGAUCGUAUCACUGGGACUAUGAGAGGAUUACAGCGAUUUCUUUGAUUCCACUAACAAUGAUACCUCUCUAUGCUGCACUAUCCAAUGGGACAAUGUAUCCAAUGGUGGACGCAAGUUUGUGCAGCGUUCUACUAAUUCAUGCGCAACUAGGCUUUACAAGCUGUAUCAUUGACUACAUACCCAAGAGAAAAUUUGGUGUGUGGCAUACAUUAGCGAUGUCAACGCUGUAUUUGGGUUCAGCUCUUGGCCUUUAUGGUGUUUACGAGUUGGAGACAAGUAAUAAUGGGCUUGUGGAUCUAAUAUCAAAACUCUGGAAGGACGAUGAAUCCAAUGUUUAUGUUUUUGGAGGCCGUUGA
Lachancea fermentati is the source of this 543-nucleotide messenger RNA. NCBI's taxonomy places the organism in Eukaryota, Fungi, Ascomycota, Saccharomycetes, Saccharomycetales, Saccharomycetaceae. The record is from the annotation of a GenBank genome assembly.